AUUGUGUUCCAUCCUGCGUACGUCAGCCUUUUUGAGUUAUCCAAGUAAUGACUUUGGCUGCCGUACAUGACCUGCCAUUAAGUGCCACAGCAGGGAGUGGUUAGUGGUGUGCAUCCAGCCCCCACCACGCAACACUUUUGCAAUCAUGCCCUCGGCCUCUCGAGUGAACGGCGUCUCACCCCAUCGAGACGUCGCGUGCGAUCAUUUUUUUAAUUUCAGAGUCCUGCUUCACUCCAGAGUACGAGUACAUGAUCGCGCCACAAAAAUGAGUUCCGUCGUGCAAUCUCUGAAAUCCUAAAUUGAAUGCAGCGGGGUGGAUGAAAGUGUAUCGACAGCCUGGAAAAAACGGACAAACGGAGUGAUUACUUUAAUGCUGAUUGUUGAUGUUGCUACUAUUAGGCCCUCCUGCUGGAAUGAUCUAAUCAGGAUCUGGCUUGACGGGGCGCAGCUCAAUGAGGCGCGACCGAGCGCUCUGACCAGUAGACAUAUCUGUCCGGGCCAACCGCUGAUUUUUAACCUCGAAUGGUUUUCCGCUCCUGCCGAAAACAAAGCUACGACUCUGAGAACACAGAAGAUGAGACCACUGAGCCCCAGGUGGAACCCAAAGGAGGGGCAGGGAGGCACCAUGAAAAGGGCGCCCGAAAAGGACCUUCAGGAGAGGGGGAUCGGAUGAUGGACUAUAACCCCGAUGGUUCCGAUCGCCAGUCCACACUUCCGGGCUCGUACGACCCAAUUGUAGAGCGGGAGCUCCGGACGCUGAACUCUCGACCCCCAGGGCCCAACAUGGACCCCACAAACCCAUCCAGGACUCAAAACGAUGAAGAAAUAUAUGGGAGUUUCUCCCAUGCGCCUCUGACCUCUCCUCAACCACCUCCCAUCACACACAUAAACCACACCAACGCCUCAAAUCCAGGCGAGAAUCAACCCAGACCUCCAAAUGAUUCAGAUAAGGCUUCCAAACUGGCUCGUGCAGGGCCAAAGAUCUCUGACAAGGUCCGGGCUUUUGAGGAGCGAAGGUUGAGUGUGGAUCUGCCGGACCUUGUUGGAUCUAUUCCAGGGCUGGAUUGUAGGGAAAAGAACAAGGAAGCCACACAAAAACGGACCGCCUUCAAGCAACGAGCCUCCUCUCUGGAGGACAACAACAGCUUCUCACAGCGCGUUCAGAGCUACCAGAACAAGUUCACGGAGGAACUGGACAGGAUUAAAAAGCUCGUUAGAACAGACAUAAAAAAGGCAUAUUCUACUGAGCAGCUACCACGGAAAGAUUGUUUGAUGACAAGCAAGGUGGAGCCCAUCCCUCCAGAGGUGGUUAAAAAACUGGAGGCAAGGCGAGAUCUGGAAGGAACUCGGGCCUGGGAGGCUGGCAGACCGCAAACUAAAGUUUCUAAAAGAGCGAAGCCAAGCCCAAAGAAAAACACAGCACAUUACUCAUCGCAAGGCAGCACUGGGAAUAAUAGUGUUGCCAUGGAGACAGCACCAGUUCACCAGUUGCCAGGGCAACCAUUGACAACAGCCAAGACCGGGCUCAUCAGGGAAACCACACAGAGUUCUUCACACACUCUCGUUGCCGCCUUACCAGAACACCGAUCUGCUUCACGCAAGGACAAGGACAGAUCCCACAGUCCGACAGGAAAAAGAGCGUUGCCGGUCACGGUGAGGGAAGCCGGGUCGCAGUAUCCAGCCAAGCCCCCGAGGCUCACCCCGUCACCCACGCCUUCCACCAGCCCACACCUGAAGAGAUGCAAGGCCAUUCCCGCCAUCCUGGUGGAAGAUGAAACCGUCCCGACUGAACAUGAUGAAAGUGAAAUGGGGAGGAAGGAGGAGAAACGUGACAAAGGCAAGAUCGGUCACUCUGAAGAAGGCAUAUCACCUGACGGUGACGAGGGAGCUGAGCCACCAAGAUUUAAGACGCCACUUAAAGACACCAUUGCACCCUGCAGCUCCAAGGUCACGCUGACAUGCACAAUCCGUGGCAAACCACCCCCUACAGUGAGGUGGACAAAGAACAGCGAGGAUAUCCGAAACGAUUCCCUCCGCGUGGUCAAGGCCGAGGGCCACAAGCAUAGUCUGGUGAUCAGGUGUAGUGGGUCCAGUGAUGCGGGAUGGUAUUAUGUGACAGCUGUCAACGCAGCAGGCAAAGCUUCCUGUAAGGCGACUCUCCACAUCCUGUCAGAGCCAUGCAAGAGGUCAGUCAGGUCCCCGGAAGCCGGAAGCCCCACCCACCUAUCCGAUAAUGAGUACAUGAACCUGAAGGAGGAGGUGAUGGAACACAAUCAAGACGCUCCUGCUCUGACCAAAAGUGUCAACUUCAAGGAGCCUCCCUAUUUCCAGGUGGGGCCGUGUGACCAAACAGUGAUGGAGGGCCAGGAUGUUGUCAUCUCAGUCAAAGUCACAGGGCAGCCCAAACCUACACUUCACUGGCUGAAGGACAACGCUCCGGUGAAGACGGCAGGACGCUUCUCCGUGCAGGAGACGGACUCCGGUUCCAGCGAGAUGAAAAUCAUCUCAGCAAAGAGGUCGGAUGCGGGGCUCUACAUUUGCAAGGUUGUCAACCAGAGCGGAAUAAAACAGGAAGAGUGCAGAGUGGAGGUCAAAGGUGCAGCACAGACCAACUUGAAAAUUAAGCAGGAUAUCAAAGACGUGACAGUAAGGGGCGGUGAGUCGGCCAUGUUUGAAUGCCACGUUGCAGGGCCCCCGGACAUGGAUGUGGAUUGGUUGUCCAACGGGAAGCUGAUCCAGCCGGCAUUGCUCAACUGCAAGAUGCACUUUGACGGCCGGCGGUGCCGCCUGCUGCUCAAUUCAGUGCACGAAGAUGACAGCGGGACGUACACCUGCAAGUUGAGCACGGCUAAAGAGGAGUUGACCUCCAGUGCAAGCCUGAAGGUCACACCCUCCAAAGAGCCCUUGUUCACUCGCAAGCUGGACAUCCUCGAGGUCAUCGCAGGUCGCACCGCCCGUUUUGACUGCAAGGUGAGCGGGUCACCGGCACCACAAGUCACCUGGAUGCACUUUGACGCCAGGGUGGAGGAGAGUGACAACGUGCAUGUUCUCAGCGAGGGAGGGCGCCACUCGCUGGUCAUCGCCAACGUCAGCGGUGACACGGAGGGCUUCUACACGGCCAUGGCUCAGAACGUUCACGGAAAGUCUGAAUGCACCGCCGAGCUUUACAUGCAGGAGCACAGGGCCGCCAUCUCUUCUCACAUGUCCACACUGGAGAAGAUGCCGUCCAUCCCAGAGGAGCCGGAACAUAUCGAGAGUGAAGUGGAAAAGCGAACCAUGCCGGACUUUGUCAAACCUCUGGUAGACAUGGAAGUCAUUGAGGGCAAAGAGACCGUGCUUUGCUGCAAGGUGACAGGCCUGCCUUACCCAACCAUCGCCUGGUACCACAGCGGCAAGCGCAUUGAAAGCAGCGAGGAGCGCAAAAUGACUCAGUACAGGGAUGUCCACAGCCUGCUCAUUCAGAGUGCUCGUCACGCUGAUGGCGGCGUCUACAAGGCUGUGAUCGCGAACAAAGUGGGUAAAGCAGCCUGUUAUGCACAUUUAUAUGUCACAGAUAUCAUUCCGGAACCACCUGACGGCCCUCCUGUCAUAGAAACCAUCACAGGGAAAACUAUAACCCUUAGCUGGAAGAGACCAAAGAGACUGGACGCAUCUUAUGACCCCGGUUCUUUGCUAUACGUGCUCCAGCAGCAACCUCUGGGUUCCAUACAGUGGUCCAAUGUGGCGUCCAAUCUAAGGGAGACCAGCUACACCGUCAAUUGCCUAUCCAAGGGAGUCCGCUAUGCUUUUAGGGUCCUGGCGUCUACUGGCAAGACACUUAGCAAGCCCUCACCAUCUACUGAUCUGGUCCAGCUGCUGGACAGAGGACCCUAUCUGAAGAAAGCGCCGGUCAUCGUGGACAAACCUGACAUUCUGUAUGUGGUCGACAACCAACCUGCGAGCAUCUCAAUCACCCUGAACCAUGUGCACGCUACAGUAACUUGGAAAAGGAGGGGAACGUCCUUGGUCAACAAACCAGGGGUGUGCGAGAUGAGCAUGCCAGACGAUGAUCAACACUCCCUCACACUCCAGAGGGUCAAGGCCUCAGACCUCGGCCAGCUGGUGGUGUUGGCCAGCAACCAAUUCGGCAGCGACCUCUGCAUGCUUGAGCUCGCCAUGGCAGUGUCGCCGAAGUUCGAAACAAUCAUGGAGGACGUGGAUGUGGAGGCUGGGCAAACGUCCCUUCUGGCUGUUGUGGUCGAAGGGAAACCAGAUCCGGACAUUUUGUGGUACAAGGAUGAUGAGCUUCUCUCCGAGAGCAGCUAUUUCACCUUUGUUUACGAUGACCCAGAAUAUUCCCUUGUGAUCCUCAACGCCCGUCCGGGGCACUCUGGUGUUUAUACGUGCACUGUAAAAAACAUGGCUGGAUCCAACUCCUGCAAGGCUGAACUGACAGUUCACACAGAGCGAAAAGAGGCAAUAGAACCAAUGGAAGACAAGGGAACCAUUCUCAGGAAGAUGCGACGCUUGACCGACUACUAUGACCUCCACAAGGAGAUAGGCCGGGGGGCCUUCUCUUACAUAAAACGGGUAACUCAGAAGAAGGGAAAGAAGGAUUUUGCCGCCAAGUUCACAUCUGCACGCGGGAAAAGGAAAGCCUUGGCACUGCGGGAGAUGGAACUGCUGUCCACACUGGACCACGAGCGGAUCAUCUACUUCCAAGAUGCCUUUGAAAAGAAGAAUGUGGUAGUGCUCAUAACAGAAUUGUGUCAUGAAGAGCUGCUGGAACGAAUGUCCAGAAGAACAACCGUCACAGAACUGGAAAUCCGUCGAAGUGUUCAGCAGGUGUUAGAAGGCCUUCGUUACCUUCAUGAGAAAGGAAUUGCUCACCUCGACAUCAAGCCAGAAAACAUUUUGAUGACUGGUACCAGCAGUGACCAGAUCCGCAUAUGUGACUUCGGCAAUGCCAUCAGACUGGAGUCAUCCGAGGAGCACUAUUGCAAGUAUGGCACACCAGAAUAUGUGAGCCCAGAAAUUGUGAACCAGACCCCCGUUUCCACAGCAACAGACAUAUGGCCAGUUGGCGUCAUUACAUAUCUGUGCCUGACAGGAGUGUCACCAUUUGCCGGUGAAAACGACCGCGCCACAGCGUUAAACAUUCGCAACUACAAUGUGGCCUUUGAAGAGAGUAUGUUCUCUGCCCUCUGCAAAGAAGCAAGGGGCUUUGUCAUCAAGCUUUUGGUGGUGGACCGCCUGAGGCCGAGUGCCGUUGAAUGCCUCCGCCAUCCUUGGUUCAAGUCAGAAAGCAACAAUGGCAUCUGCACAGCGAGGCUUAAACAGACUUUGUCUAGAAGGCGAUGGCAGCGCUCCCUCAUCAGUUACAAAUCCAAGAUGGUGAUGCGCACAAUCCCAGAGAUACUUAAUGACGCAUCUAACCACGUCUCGAUUGCAGUGGCCCGGCAAUUAAAAGACGGCUCACCGCCGCCUUCCUCGUCCUCCGACUCUGAGGCAGACGUAGAUGAGCUGCCCUUCAUUCCAAUGCCGAUAUCUAUGUUUUUCUCCGGUUCCAGAGUCUCCCUGAAUGAGAUCCCUGCAGAUGAACACAUUGCUGUCGAGAAAACUAAGGACGACCUGGACACAAUUAGCCCAGACGAGAUAAAUCAAGAGACAAAACGAGCUCCGUUUAAAAAAGGAUUAAGCACUGAGUCUGAUGAAUCACAAACAAAAGCCAGAAGAUCAACCAUGAGGAGAGGCAGCUCGGCGGACUCUGCACUACUUCUCCAUAUUGACCCCGAGGAGGACAAUGCCAUUGAAGAUACAGAAACAAGCAGCAAUAGCCUGAAAAAGGCGACUUCUCUGGAACUGCCACACCGCAGCCCAAGCCCUGGCAUGACAAAGCUAAGCCAGGAGGAUUACGCCUUGAAACUGGAGCUCAUGAGACAGCGGCUACUAAGGGGUGGCAACAUGGAUAAAAAGAUGAGUGGCCUCCGAGGGCCUUUGUUUGAAACACUUGGCAUGGAAGAUGAGAGGCAGACCGGGUCUCUCGAUCGUAAUCUGAGGAGAUCCAGAACAGGGCAAUCUACACUCACAAGAGCUGCAUCUUCUGAGAAUGCUGGAGAGGACACAACAAAGACCAGAGUUUUUCGGAAAAGUGUCUCCUUUACCCAGGGAGAUUCUGAGCCCAUGCCACUUCACCGCAGGUAUGGAGCUCCCUUGGAGAUUCCAUCUGUCAUCAAUGUCAGCACCGAGAGUAAGAAGCUUCAGGAAGCAACGUCAAUGUCGGCACUAACAGGACAAACGAUGCUGGAGUCAGCGUCGCCUACUGAACACAACAAUUUUGUCUACCCAACACCAGGGAAAGUGGACCAACGCAAAAAACUGAAUUAUGAAGAAAAAAUAGCCAACAAAGACAAGCUAAAUGAAGUUGAAUCUGAGUUGAAAUUACCUUCAGUAGUUACUCCCAUAAUAGUGAUAGAAGAGGAUGAUGACGAAGAGGACACAAGAAAAAAAUAUCAGGACAUGCAAAUACAUGGAGAGGAAGUGAUGGAAGAUAAAGAAACAUCACAAACCUAUAAAGAAUCAUUUGCAAAAAGAAGCAGUGCAGAAGCCAUUGUAGUGUCAUCUGAAACAUCUGAUCAGGUUCCUGACAAGUCAAGAGGCAGACCUGAGCCUAAAGAAAAUGCUUUAUCAUCGAAACACUUGGCUGUGUUUGCAAAAGUAGCCGCUGGCCACUCAUCUUCUGCUUCAAAUUCCUCGUUAUCAAAUCCGGAUAUUUCUGGCAUGCUUAGCCACCCAAAACUGAGAACAGAUAUCAAAGACAUUGACUCAGAGGAGGUCUUUGAGUCCAGAUUUAAGAAGCGGGAAUCCUCUUUGACCCGUGGCCUCAGAAAGCUGACAAGAAACAAAUCAGAAGGGGAAUCGCCUGUGCCAAGCCGUAAGAUUGGCGGUGGAGGUGAAGAGGUUUACAGGCCAGGGCCAAGGGGAGCACCUCUUGAGAUGAGCUCCAAAGGGCUACAAGAGAAGUCCAAAUCAGUUCAAGACCUACGUGAAGAUGAGAUAAAGGAACGAGGCCUGAGCCUUAUCGGAAGGUUUUCAUUACGAGGAAAGAGAUCACCAUCCGAUGACAAAAAGGGAGACAAAUCCACUGAAAGAAAGACUCAGGAUGCACAGGAAAGUGCGGCCACUAAGAGGGUUACUUGGGCAAUUGGUCGAAGUAAAUCUCUGGACACCAAAGAGCAAGAUAGAGAACAAAGAAAGGCUGAUGAGUCUGCAAUUUCUUCUGUGAGGCGCAGGUUUGAGUCCAAAGUGGCAGGAAUCUCUGCUAAAAUAAGAACCCAGUCUGAGGAUAGGAAGGAUAAACAUGCCGAGGGAAGUCAGAAAGAGACGGAUUUGAAGAAGAUCACAGAUUCUUCCGUCUUUGCAAUGCGACAGAAGUUUGAGAAUAAAGUGGCAGGAAUUUCCACCAAAAUACGAAGCCAGUCGGACGAGAGAAAAGAGAACACAGAAGGAAAGAGGACACCGUUGUUUUCUCGCCAUCGCCACUCACGCUCUGAGGGUCGUGGACUGCAAGAAAUCUGUGUGCCUGAAAAUCAGCUUGCAAAACAGGUUGCCGUCGGCACCUCUAAAGAGUCGAUUGAAUCUGUUUCAAGUGUUCAUUCUGAGAAAGAGAACGACCGGCGGUCUAGAUGGGACAGGUGGGGUCUAAGCAGGAGCAAAAAAGACAAAACACCUUCCCAGACUGACAUUCUUUUACCUGCCCCAAAAGAGGAGGAGAACUCAAACACUCCGAAGUUUGUCCGUUCUGCGUCAGAUUUCCCACCGGUGUUCCAUAUCAAACUCAAGGACCAAAUACUGCUAGAAGGAGAGCAGGUCACCCUUUGCUGCCUACCGGCAGGAAGUCCACCUCCUGACAUUUCAUGGAUGAAAGAUCGUAAAGCUGUGCUGGCGGAUGACCGCAUUAGUCUGAUCUCCCAUCCAGACGGCAGGCAGCUUCUUACCAUCCUCAAGUGUAGCCAUAAAGAUGCCGGGGUGUACGAGUGUUUAGCUACUAAUCCCAUUGCUGCCAUCACCACGUCCUGUACACUGUCAAUAGCUUAUAUUCCUAAGCGACCGGGGACCCCUGAGGUCCCUCAGACGUACAACAACACUGCCCUGGUGCUUUGGAAGCCGGCAGACACCAAGCCUCCGUGCAGCUAUACUCUGGAAAGGAAGUCAGAAGGAGAUUCAACGUGGCAAACUGUAGCCACCAGAGUGGUUGACUGCUACUACAAUGUGACCGACUUACCGCGAGGUGGCUUGUUUAGGUUCCGUGUGUCCUGCGUGAAUAAGGCAGGACAGGGGCCACAUAGCAACUGUUCAGCUCCAGUCAAUUUGGACUCAACAGCUCAAGACGCAAUACCAGAGGUGGCUGUUGUGAAGACAGCGAACAAACGAGAGCCUCUGGUGUCCCCCUCAUCCAUCCCCCAACUCACACCCAUGAUGACUGUCACAGUUACAGCUGCUGAAGAUGCAACUGCACAAGUGAUGUCCCCUUCUGCAGCAGAAUCGCCAUCAUCCUUAGGUCCUUCAAGCCAUAAUACACCAAAAAAUACACCACAUGACCCAAAAACAAGCGCUAAACAUCCCUCUGCACCAUUUAUAGUGCCCAAACCCCAAAGUCCCGUGAACAUUGUGUCUCCUAUGACCCAGAGUCCCAUCACACUUGUAACUCCACCUUCAACCCCCACCAAACCAGCCUCAGUGCCCAUUAAAGGCACCACAGCAUCUGUGGCCACAUCUCCUGUCUCCUUCUCCCCUCAAGUGCUUCAAACAUCCAGCCUGAGCCCCAUCGGUGAAGGGGUCAGUACGCCCGGCAGAGGGACCCCAUCCACGGCUCUGCGGCAAGGGGUUCCACAAAAACCGUACACCUUCCUGGAUGAGAAAUCCAGGGGUCGUUUUGGAGUCAUCCGCGAAUGCCGUGAGAAUGCCACGGGCAGAAUGUACAUGGCCAAGAUCAUCCCCUAUAGCCAUGAGAACAAACAGGAGGUGUUGAAGGAGUAUGAGAUUCUGAAAUCCCUGCACAAUGAAAGAGUCAUGGCAUUGCACGAGGCCUACGUCACGCCACGCUACGUUGUGCUGGUGGCAGAGUACUACACAGGCAAAGAGCUUCUGCACAGCCUAAUAGACAGGUUUCGCUACUCUGAGGAUGACGUGGUGGAGUACUUGGUGCAGAUCCUUCAGGGAGUCGAGUACCUCCACAACCGCAGGGUCCUCCACUUGGACUUGAAACCCGACAACAUUAUGGUGACAAACAAUAACACCAUCAAGAUUGUAGACUUUGGGAGCGCUCAGAGCUUUAACCCGCUCAGUCUUAAGCAGCAGGACUCGGUAACAGGAACUCUGGAAUACAUGGCUCCUGAAAUGGUGAAAGGUGAAGUGGUGGGGCCCCCAGCAGAUAUUUGGACAGUCGGAAUUGUUAUCUACAUUAUGCUUAGUGGCCGACUGCCUUUUCAAGACAAAGACCUGCAGAGGGUUAAAUCCAAGAUCCUGACGGCGAAGUUUGACCCAACAAGACUGUACCCCAACGUGUCCCAAAGUGCUUCUGCUUUUGUCAAGAAGAUGUUGAGCAGUUACGCUUGGGCCCGCCCGACCACACGCGACUGCAUCACCCACGCGUGGCUGCAGGAUACUUACCUGAUGAAGCUGAGAAGGCAGACUCUCACCUUCGCCACCGCCGGACUCAAGGAGUUCCUGGUGGAGCAGCAGUGUCGCCGCGCCGAGAGCUCCACCAAACACAAGGUGCAGCUGCGCACCUACCAAAACGCGCCCCGGUCCGUGCCGCCAGGUCCCGGCCCAAAGUGAAAUAACCGAGAACGGACCGACUCCCGUCGCCUGGAAUGACGCAUUGUUGACCGCUCUUAAGGCUGCCAAGUCAGCCGCAGAAGACGAGAUACUUUCAGACGCCAACACAUUGUGUGCAAAUUCUUAACACUGAAAUUGUUCAUCAUCAGCCUUCUUUUUACGUCACGCACCACCUGUGAAUGUACCAUACUUUGAGCUGCUAACUUAUAUUUGCAUUUGCGUUACACAUUGGUUUAAAAAAAAAAAAAAAAAAAAAAUCGCAAUUACUUUUCCUUUAAAUGUUUACUUUUUUCAUGUUAAUUUAUUUGCAUGCAUGCACGAGCAUCUUUCAAUCACUUUUUGGACUCAAUAAGGGAAAACAAAAAAGAAGAGGAGAAUCCUUGUGGUUGUUAUUUAAGGUAGGGUGCAAUUAACGUGUCUGUGUUUAAACGUGGAUUACAAGCAGUGAGCGGUGGAGAUUAGAACAGUUUGUGGGGGGGCGUGGCCUGCGGACCUGCAGCAAAGCGGGGUGUGCCAGGACCGGUUUCGAGAUUAUCGACCGGUGCGUAGUCUUCCACAAUUUCAAAUUGUGGAAGACUUGCUCUUCCGGGUUCUUAAGACCACCAACUACGGACAUGACCGCCUCGUUCAUCUUUCUGAACAAUGAUUUAUUUUGCAAUUUGUGUUCGUUUUCAGUUAUUUCUGUCCGUCUCGCCCUCACUCUCGUUCGUGCUCGGGUUUUCUCUCCACCGUCAACAACCCCUCUCCUUCCCGGCUGCCGCUCUUUAACAGAGCGACCGGUGAUUAGAUAAGCCAGCCCAGGUGUGCCAUCUACGCACCUCUCGCUAAUCUCGAAACCGGUCCUGGCGCACCCCGCUUCGCUGCAGGUCCGCAGGCCACGCCACCCCACACAGUCACACCACAAUGGUGAACUCCUGUGGUUCCUCAGUGUUACUCGUACUUUGGUGAAGUUAUGGUUGCCCAGUCAGUGCCUGGAUUGGAGUCCAAUCCAAAGUGUUUUAAUGUGUUCCGGUGGUAAAUCACAUGUUUUUUUUUAACAAACCUUAGCCCCACUGUUGCAACUUUACAACGACAUACUCUUGUCGACAUGUGACAGUAUUGAUGGCAUUUAAUAGUCCUGUUACUCUAACAGCACUCCAUUUUUCUUUGAAUUUGGAUGCUUAAGAAUUUGUAAAUGUGCCACUUUGCGGUGUUUAUACGUGGGAAAUGUUUUUUUUUUUUUUUCCAGAGACAGUAUGUAAUAAAAUGUUGAUAGAAAGUCUUGUCGUUCAACAUUCUUCGUGCGUUUUUAAU
Molecule: messenger RNA, 11112 nt
Organism: Entelurus aequoreus (snake pipefish)
Lineage: Eukaryota; Metazoa; Chordata; Actinopteri; Syngnathiformes; Syngnathidae
Product: striated muscle preferentially expressed protein kinase-like
Exons: 42
Coding region: 523-9819 (3098 amino acids)
Biological process (GO): protein phosphorylation
Molecular function (GO): protein kinase activity; ATP binding; protein binding
Source: RefSeq, a predicted model, not a curated record